Molecule: messenger RNA, 3217 nt
Organism: Hydra vulgaris (swiftwater hydra)
Lineage: Eukaryota; Metazoa; Cnidaria; Hydrozoa; Anthoathecata; Hydridae
Source: RefSeq, a predicted model, not a curated record
AAAAUUCAAAACCUUAUUUUGGAUCAUCCUAAAGAACGCUAACCGAAAAGAAGGUGGCGACGAGUCCAAGAAUUAAUAAAACAUUUUUGGCAUCGCUGGAUGAAAGAAUGGUUACCCAUGCUUGGACCACGAAAAAAAUGGAAUAUCGUAAUGGGAAACUUAUCGAUAGGUGACCUGGUAUUGGUGCUCUUCGAAUACUUCAAGAGGCAUUUGGCCACUUGGUUGGGUAACUGGGGUUUUUCCUGGAAACAACGGGUUAGUACGUGUCGCUAGUGUUCAAGUUGGGAAGGUUAUCUUGAAACGUCCGAUAACCAAGUUGUGCCCUCUCGAGCCGAAUGAACCAGAAGAUGUUGACCAUUUGGUCAAAAGGGAGGAGUAUGUUCACGAGGCGAUUAGUGUAAAUAAUAGUUUAAUGUAAAUAAUAUAGUUGUAUUAUAAGCAUCUCUAAGCGUCAUAUAUUGACAUUAGAGAUUUCCUUUGCUAAUGAGGCAAUUAGCGAAUUUUGUAUAUAGAUCAUUAUAAGUUAGAAAAUACCUAUAAUAUCUCUCUUUGGGAAAUGUUAUAUGGUAUAAAUAAUCGUGUACAAACUUAUAAAGGAGUUAUAACUGGAGGAAUAACGUUUAUUUUAGUUAGAGAUUAACGUUAAAACCGAAAUAUAUAAUGCUAAAAUAAGUCAUGUUUUAUUAUUGGGUUUAAUACGUCCUACGCACUUUCACACGAACAGUAUGUAUGUAUGUAUGUAUGUAUGUAUAUAUGUAUGUAUGUAUGUAUGUAUGUAUGUAUGUAUGUAUGUAUGUAUGUAUGUAUGUAUGCUUGUAUGUGUGUAUGUAUGAAUGUAUGUAUAUAUGUAUAUAAUUUAGUCAAUAGUAUAUACGAUACAGAAGUUGUACUCUACUAUAAUUUAUGUUCAAAAUUUAAAAGUUCAAAUCUCCUUGCGGCAGAACUGUGUUUGGGUUGAUGUUUGCUUAACUGCAUUUUUUUUUGUUCCAGAUCCUCUUGUUGAUGACGGCGGUCGUGUCCAAAAAUUAUUAGUAUUAGAGAUGGAUCUGGAAUUGGAGCUGGGUCCAUUGUAUAAACUAUGGCUCUGGAGCAGAGUUAGAACUGCAAUUUAGUAAUAUUAGGCUUCGGAGCAGUAGCCGGAGCAAGACAACUUUAUAAUCGACACCUCAGCCCUGAAAAAGACAACUUUAUAACCGGUAAUUCAGCCCUAAAAAACAUUUGGUGACAAAUUUUUUAAUUUUCACACGAUUCUGAGGAGAAGUUUAUUACUACAUAAAUUAUGUUUACACAAAAGCAAUAAUGCUUUUUCUUUAUCUUAUAUAUCUUAUAACUCAUAUUAUAUAUUAUGGUUCUUUGUUUUAAAUAUUGUUUUAUAUAUAUAUAUAUAUAUAUAUAUAUAUAUAUAUAUAUAUAUAUAUAUAUUUAUAUAUAUAUAUAUAUCGCUACUGAUUUGGCAAUAACUCGUAUCUGACAUUUUUUUCAAAAUUGACGUUUUGGUAUCAUUGGAUUCGUAUUUUCAAGGAGAAUAUAAUUUAAUUGAGUCGUUUUAUGUAUAAUGCACCUAGAUCAAUAUGACGUCGAAAAAACGAGCACAUGCAAUGGUCAAUUUGGUUAAAAAUCCUUGUCAACAUGCACAAUAUAAUAAACUGUUUGAAGAUAAUUCCCCUGUGAAAAGUGAUGAGUUUAUGGCAUCUUUUAUUAAAGAUAAUGACAUCAAAAAUACUACAGCUAAAGUUUCCUGUUUUAAUAUAGACAUUGAAGGAGUUGAAAAGUUUGACAUUUUACAAAAUGCUAAAAUUUCUUGUUUGGAUAUAGACAUUGAUGCUAUUGAAAUGUUUGAAAUUGUAAAAACUGGUACAACUUGCAAUAAUAAUGGUGAUUGUAACACAAUUAAUAUUUUAGAAACUUCAACAGCUGAGCUAACUGAAGUUUCUUACACAGAUUUGAAUGUAGAUGAUAUUGAAGUAAAUAGUGAUAUUACAAAUGACCCAAGUAAUAAGAAAAAUUUAAAGAAACUUCCUACUGCAAUGGAGAAUAGAAUGUUUGGCCAAAAUUAUAUUGGGUUUCGUAGAUUGGGAAAAAAUGUAUUUCAAGAUACUAAUAGAGAUUGUAGAAAAAUCAAGCCUCGCUGUAAUUCUACUGUUUGUAUUAAAUCAAAGGAAUGCAAUAAACUAACUGAGGAAGACAGAUUGGAUUUGUUUAAUUGCUUUUGGGUAACAACUUGGGACGAAAAAAAGACUUACAUUAUAAAUUUAGUAACACAAGAAGAUACCAAGAGAAAGACUACAGGAAAAUAUGAAGUAAAAAGUAGACGAUCUUCAUCAUACCAGUAUCAUUUAAGAGAUAUUAAUGAAACGAAAAUUCGUGUAUGUAAAAAAAUGUUUUUGGCAACAUUAGAUUUAAACGAAUGGAUGGUUCACAACUGGCUAAAAAAAUCUUAUAACCUAUCACCUAAAGUAUAUAAAAAAAAUGUCAAAAAUAAAGAUCCUGAAACUAAUGAACAAAUUAACAAAAUUGCAUUUACAGUAAGGUAUGAUCAUUUCAUUAAGUGGUUUGAUAAACUUCCAAAAAUGGAAAGCCACUAUUGUAGAAAAAGAACUAAACGGCUUUACUUAGAAGGACCAUUUGAAUCAAAGCAACAAUUAUACAGCUUGUAUGUCCAAGAAGCAAAACAUGUAAAAUAUACACCAGUAAGUAGAGCAUGCUUUAACAAAUUUAUGAAAUCAAAAAAAUUUUCCAUCUUUAAACCCAGGAAAGAUCAAUGUGACCUGUGCUGUUCAUAUAAAACAAAUCAAGUAACAGAAAAUGAGUAUCAGGAACACAUAUUAAAUAAAGAUCUAGCCAGAGAACAAUUAAAAAGUGGUACUGAAAAAGUAAAUAACCAAGAAAACUACACUUUCACUAUGGACGUUCAGGCAGUUAAAUUGUGUCCAGCCAUGAAUGCUAGUGCAUUAUAUUACUCAAUGAAGCUCAAAGUUCACAACUUCACAAUAUAUAAUGUUAACAACGAACACCAAUGUCACAACUGUUGGUGGAAUGAAUGUGAGGGAGAGUUAGAUGCAUCAGUUUUUGUGAGUAUUCUGUUAUCUCAUCUUGAAACCUAUUGUAUUAAUAUUGACCAAGAAAAAAAAAUAUUAUUCUGUUUUCUGAUGGAUGUGGCUAUCAAAAUCGCAAUUCUAUUUUAUCAAACGCACUUUUAAAUUUUUCUGUCCAACAU